Messenger RNA from Pongo pygmaeus (Bornean orangutan), 2054 nucleotides. RefSeq names its product solute carrier family 30 member 8 (gene SLC30A8). The record is from RefSeq and is a predicted model, not a curated record. Lineage: Eukaryota; Metazoa; Chordata; Mammalia; Primates; Hominidae. Gene Ontology annotation, molecular function: zinc ion transmembrane transporter activity. The transcript has 8 exons. Gene Ontology annotation, cellular component: plasma membrane. Gene Ontology annotation, biological process: insulin secretion; zinc ion transmembrane transport; response to glucose. The coding region runs from base 334 to 1443 and encodes 369 amino acids.
AAGCUCUUGAGCUCCUCUACCUCUUAGAAAGCACAGUUGAAUCAGAUAUCAUGUGAAAGACAUACACACUUCAUAUAAUGCUACCUGCAAGUCUCCCUAGAAAAGCAGUUUUUGUAGGUGAAAACAAUGAAGCCAGGUAAUAUUCCAAGGAGGCUGUAAUUUUAGCAGACCUACCAACAACACUGAUGUAGGAAGCUCAUUAUUUUAAUUUCUGGAGUCUUUUAAUUUUUUCUUUAGAAAGUGUAUAAAUAAUUGCAGUGCUGCUUUGCUUCCAAAACCGGGCAGUGAGUUCAACAACAACGACAACAACAGCUGCAGCUCAUUCUGGCCGUCAUGGAGUUUCUUGAAAGAACGUAUCUUGUGAAUGAUAAAGCUGCCAAGAUGUAUGCUUUCACACUAGAAAGUGUGGAACUCCAACAGAAACCGGUGAAUAAAGAUCAGUGUCCCAGAGAGAGACCAGAGGAGCUGGAGUCAGGAGGCAUGUACCACUGCCACAGUGGCUCCAAGCCCACAGAGAAGAGGGCGAAUGAGCACGCCUAUGCCAAGUGGAAACUCUGUUCUGCUUCAGCAAUAUGCUUCAUUUUCAUGAUUGCAGAGGUCGUGGGUGGGCACAUUGCUGGGAGUCUUGCUGUCAUCACAGAUGCUGCCCACCUCUUAAUUGACCUGACUAGUUUCCUGCUCAGUCUCUUCUCCCUGUGGCUGUCAUCGAAGCCUCCCUCUAAGCGGCUGACAUUUGGAUGGCACCGAGCAGAGAUCCUUGGUGCCCUGCUCUCCAUCCUGUGCAUCUGGGUGGUGACUGGCGUGCUAGUGUACCUGGCGUGUGAGCGCCUGCUGUAUCCUGAUUACCAGAUCCAGGCGACCAUGAUGAUCAUCGUUUCCAGCUGCGCAGUGGCGGCCAACAUUGUACUAACUGUGGUUUUGCACCAGAGAUGCCUUGGCCACAAUCACAAGGAAGUACAAGCCAAUGCCAGCGUCAGAGCUGCUUUUGUGCAUGCCCUUGGAGAUCUAUUUCAGAGUAUCAGUGUGCUAAUUAGUGCACUUAUUAUCUACUUUAAGCCAGAGUAUAAAAUAGCCGACCCAAUCUGCACAUUCAUAUUUUCCAUCCUGGUUUUGGCCAGCACCAUCACUAUCUUAAAGGACUUCUCCAUCUUACUCAUGGAAGGUGUGCCAAAGAGCCUGAAUUACAGUGGUGUGAAAGAGCUUAUUUUAGCAGUCGACGGGGUGGUGUCUGUGCACAGCCUGCACAUCUGGUCUCUAACAAUGAAUCAAGUAAUUCUCUCAGCUCAUGUUGCUACAGCAGCCAGCCGGGACAGCCAAGCGGUUCGGAGAGAAAUUGCUAAAGCCCUCAGCAAAAGCUUUACGGUGCACUCACUCACCAUUCAGAUGGAAUCUCCAGUUGACCAGGACCCCGACUGCCUUUUCUGUGAAGAUCCCUGUGACUAGUUCAGUCACACUGUCAGCUUCCCAAAUUUGACAGGCCACCUUCAAACAUGCUGCUAUGCAGUUUCUGCAUCAUAGAAAAUAAGGAACCAAAGGAAGAAAUUCAUGUCAUGGUGCAAUGCACAUUUUAUCUAUUUAUUUAGCUCCAUUCACCAUGAAGGAAGAGGCACUGAGAUCCAUCAAUCAAUUGGAUUAUAUACUGAUCAGUAGCUGUGUUCAAUUGCAGGAAUGUGUAUAUAGAUUAUUCCUGAGUGUAGCUGAAGUAACAGCUGUUUGUAACUAUCGGCAAUACAAAAUUCAUCUCCCUUCCAAUAAUGUAUCUUGAGAACACAUAGGUAAAUUUGAACUCAGGAAAGUCUUACUAGAAAUCAGUGGAAGGGACAAAUAGUCACAAAAUUUUCCCAAACAUGAGAAACAAAAAAUAAGGAGAGCCAAGUCAGGAAUAAAAGUGACUCUGUGUGCUAACACCCCAUCACUUGGUUCUCUCACCAAGCUGUAAUGUGAUUUUUUUUUCUACUCUGAAUUGGAAAUAUGUAUGAAUAUACAGAGAGGCACUUACAACUAAUUUUUAUUUACUUGUCACAUUUUGGUAAUAAAUCCCUCUUAUUUCUAAA